AUGAGUCGGCACAUGGAUGAUUUGAACAAGAUGCUCAUGAAGAUUGCGGCACAGCGACUUGAGCUUGCAGAGAAAUUGAGAUCUUCGUUGGAAAAUGUUCCACAACCAUUGGUAGAAAGAGAAGUCGAAACGACAAGUGCCCAAACAUUGGAGGAAUGCGUCUCUGGAAAAAUGUGGUUCAGAGAUCCCAAGAUUAACCCAAAGAAUAUUAUCGAGGCCAUCAAAGACGCUCAUCUUCACCAUAUUCAAUUUGUCCGUGACACUGAGUAUUUUCGAGGGUUGACGGACGGCUAG
Molecule: messenger RNA, 294 nt
Organism: Botrytis porri
Lineage: Eukaryota; Fungi; Ascomycota; Leotiomycetes; Helotiales; Sclerotiniaceae
Exons: 1
Coding region: 1-294 (97 amino acids)
Source: RefSeq, a predicted model, not a curated record